Molecule: messenger RNA, 8147 nt
Organism: Rhopalosiphum padi (bird cherry-oat aphid)
Lineage: Eukaryota; Metazoa; Arthropoda; Insecta; Hemiptera; Aphididae
Gene: DIP2
Product: disco-interacting protein 2
Source: RefSeq, a predicted model, not a curated record
CGCGACGAACGCGGCUGACGGGACGGUCGCGAGAGAGCGCGACGGUUUGGCCGAGCGGUGGUGGUUACGGCGACGGCGACCGUACCCGAAACCGGUUGACGGCGGCGGCGGUUUACGGCUCCGUUGCUGCGGCGCGUAAUAUAAUAAUAUUAUUAACUACACGCGCAGUCGUCGUCCGUCACCCGAUCGAUCUCGCGUUCUGCGAUUCGCGUGUCGCGAGUGUAUUGUUUCUCUGUGCUUGUGUUUGUGUGUGUUUUUGUAUGUUUAUUGCUUUUUGUUCUCCUCUCGCAUAGAUUUUAUUUGAAAAAAAUAAUAGCAUACCACUACACUAUUAUCAUCGGUCUAGUGCGCGAGUGUACGUUGGCCGUGCGUAGUUUGGCGCGCGAGUGUUGCGUAUAUAGUGCGAGCGUCCGAUAACAGCGCCGCGUGAUCGACGAUGACGACGGAUGCGCACCCACCGCAGCCGCUGCAGUUAACAGAGUCGCCGGCAAAAACGCCCGCAUGAAACCCAUCACGUUCGAGAAUCUCCGGCGGCUGAUCGGCGGUCGUCGGAAGAACAAGGACCGAAACGAGUCGCCGUUCAAGCGGAGCGACUCGUUCAAACGGAUAUCGAUCCGCAGGAAUUACUUGGACGGUCGAGGAGGCGGUCAAAAGGGCAGGAAUCCCACCAAAAAGCCUCUGCCCAUCGACAUCGUCGGCGAUGGCGACGAGUCGCCGCAACGGUAUCAGAACCACCAACAACAGCAGCAGCAGAAUUCCUCCGCGCUCGCUUCGUCCAAGCCGGACGCCAACCCUCCGGCUAGUGAUCCGGUCGUUUGUCGUCUCCAGGCCAGUCCCCGGGCCGCUUGUCGUCGUCCGAUAAGUCCUCUGCCCGCGCCGCCGGGCAGAGACGACGCGCCACCGCCACCCGUGGAGCGGAGACGGCAGGCGGUCGCGCCGGCACCACCUCCGCCACCGCCACCGCCAUCGCCACCGCCCGCCGACGAAGCGUCCGCGACCGCCGCCUCCGCCGCGACAGCCGGUUCGUCGGCCGCCACCGUGCAGGCCGCGCCGGUCAUCGAUUACGGCGAAUGGAUUCGGUGCAUACGCGCGGAAGAAGACUUGAACAACUUGAAGCGGUCGUGUUCGCCUCCCCCGCCUCCCACGCCGCCCGCCCGGUACCGUUACCACGUGCACAAGGAGCUGGACGACAGCAGCCGCACCGACUCGGCCAUCAGUCUCGGCCGGAUAUGGAUGGACGCUCCGAUGCUGCCGCCGGCCGCGCCCCGGAGUCUGGAGCUACCCGCCCGGCCGGCAGCGGCCUCGGCGAUGGCGGCCGACGGCGACGGACAACCGCAGCGUCGGGCCCACCACUCGCUGGAAAGCGCGCUCAAGGACAAGCGGGACGACCGGCCGGUGCCGUGCAGGCGGUUUCACCGGUACCCCGUGGCCGCGGACGGCGUCAACAAGACGGCGUCCCGAUCGUCGGUGGCGUCCACGUGUUCGGGCAAAGACUCGGGCUUCAGCCUGUCCGCCCCCGGGCUGUCGGACCCGCCACGGCCGUCCAAGCAGCAACUGUUUCGCAAGAAGGCGCCCAGGCGUCCCGCUGCGGCCGUCGCGAGUAAACCGUCGACGACGACGACGGCGCCGCAGCAGCACGCGCCCACGUCGCAAGACCAACUCUAUCAGGUGGUGGUCGGCCGGUCGCCGUUCCGACAGCUCAAAUUGGACCCCAUGAUGUUCGUCCCCCCGGAGAGGAGGCGUACCGCGCCCCACCAUCACCACCAUCACCCGAAGCCCCGGACGGCGGUCGUCGAAAUCCGAGACUAUUGCGUGCCCAAAGACGCUCGUCUGCAGCAUCGACGCGACGCCGCGGAUCACUACCGCGGGGACACCGACGACGAAGACGACGAACAGGACAGGCUUUACGAGUCGAUAUCGAAAGGCAGUCUGGGACGGUGGCAAGAGUCUACGGACGACGCGGACACCGAAGACGACGACCAGGAGCAGCUGCAGCAGCUCUACCACCGCAGGCACCAGCAGCACCACCACUGUCACCACCACUGUCACCACCACCACCAGGCCCAAGACCAGAACCGGACACCCGCGGCCCGGAACACCGACCGAGUGAAACGGAAAAAGUCGGCCCGACGGAAUAUUAAAUACGUGGUGAAGCCGGUCCGACGGGCGCCGUCCGCGGCCACCCGGAGACCCAGCGUCACAGCCAAAUCGAAAACCGCCGGCACGCCAACAGCAAGUGAUAUUACGCAAAAAGGGUACGAGAAAAAGAAGACAAGACUUUUGGCUCCUUAUGCUCCUAAGCAACCCCAAGCCGGUCCCCCAUCGGCUUCGAACAGUAAACAGCCGUCUUCCCAGCAGCAUCAACACCAUCAACAUCGCACCAGGCGCACGCAAAGACGCGUCACUCAUAAUGAGAAACGAUAUCAUUCAGAAGUGCGACAAGAAGCUGUACAACAAGCUCUGGCCGCAAUGCAGUCUAGGCCCAAACCGUCGUUGCCGAUGCCCAGCAAACGUACCUCGGUUAUGGCAAGAAGUCCCGAUCGGUCGGCCACCGCGCGCAACGAAACCGAUUCGAGUUCGGACGACGAUAGCGUCGGUGACCAUAUACCUGACCGAGGAGAAAUCAAAGACCGUGGUAGCGGUGGACGUGAACGUAGCAGCGGAGCGGAUACCAGUAGUACGGGUGGGUCUGCUAGAGAUACACCGCCACAUCCAAAGACUGUUGCUGCUGCUGCCACUGUCGUUGCCACUACCAUUUCUCCUUCUGCUACUCAUGGACCUCAACAUCAGCCACUGCCGUCGAUGCAGCAACAGCAGCAACAUAGACAUCAUCAUCAUCACCACCACACCAAGAUUCCUAAUGGUGCGCCUGGAGGUGGAGUGUCCGGAAACAACGGUCCCAGUUAUUGGGAUGAGUCCAGGACGAUUAUCGAGACUCCUAAGGAGCAGGAUAAAAUCAAACGCAAUAAGCCCGAGGUGACUGAAGUGGCUGACAUGUUGCACAACGUCCGACCUCCAUACCCUCAACCUCCAGACGUUACGAAUAACGUGACGCAGUCCAGGAGAUAUACACCCGCGGAUCGAGUAAAUCGGUACAGCCGAGAUUCCAGACAAUCGUCUAGUGACGAUGGAAUGGGCACGGUAUCCAGCAGUGGCCGUUGGAAAGUGUCGGCCAAAAUUCAACAAUUGUUAAAUACACUUAAACGACCCAAACGACGGCCGCUGCCCGAGUUCUACGAAGACGAUGACGUCGAACUUGAGAUCGCGGCCAACCCUAAAGAUCCUAACGCACCGCGACCAGAGGGUGCCUACAUGUCUCCGGCUUUGGGUGAACCACUAUCCGUACCAUCAGGACUUCCUCGUAAUUUGGAAGCUGCUCUGCAACGUUAUGGUUCGAGUACUUUUAAAGCUCCCGUAGCUACUGUAUUGGAUCCUAAUGGAAAAUUAAGCAUCACACUUACUUACGGUAAACUUCUUAGCAGAUCUCACAAAGUGGCCUACACUCUCCUAAACCGUCCACUAGUCAAAGGUAAUGGUGGUGGAGAGUGCUUGAAACAUGGUGACCGUGUAGCUCUAGUCUAUCCGAACAGUGACCCAUUAAACUUCCUGUGCUCUUUUUACGGUUGCAUAUUCGCUGGAAUCGUACCUGUGCCAAUUGAAGUGCCAUUAACUCGCAGAGAUGCAGGGUCACAACAAAUAGGAUUUCUAUUAGGUAGCUGUGGUGUUCAAGUAGCCCUGACAUCUGAUGUGUGUCUAAAAGGUCUUCCAAAAACAGCUACUGGCGAUGUAGUAGCAUUUAAAGGCUGGCCAAAGUUACAUUGGUUUGUCACCGAACACCUACCCAAGACUCCUAAGGACUGGUGUCCACCACCUCAUAUUGGUGAAGACACUCCAUCUUACAUAGAAUACACCACUGAUAAAGAAGGUUCUGUAAUGGGUGUAAGUGUAAGUCGCACAGCUAUGUUAAACCAGUGUCGGGCUUUGAGCCAAUCUUGUAACUAUACUGAAGGUGACACCAUGGUAUGUGUUCUCGAUUUUAAACGUGAAACUGGCCUAUGGCAUUCUGUUUUAACAUCUAUCUUAAAUGGCAUGCAUGUGAUAUAUAUUCCAUAUGCUUUAAUGAAAGUCAACCCAGCUUCUUGGAUGCAAAUGAUUACAAAAUAUAGAGCAAGUGUAGCAGUAGUUAAGUCUCGAGACUUGCAUUGGGGUCUUUUAGCGACCAAAGAUCACAAAGAUAUUGUUCUUAGUUCAUUGAGAUUAUUAUUGGUUGGUGAUGGAGCUAACCCGUGGUCUUUGUCAUCAUGUGAUCAAUUUUUAGCCGUUUUUCAAUCUAAAGGUUUGCGACCAGAUGCUCUGUGCCCAUGUGCCUCAUCAAGUGAAUGUCUCACAGUUUCUGUUAGAAGACCUGGCAGAGCUGGAGUAAAUGCAACUGGACGUGGUGUCUUAUCAAUGUCUGGCUUAAGUUAUGGUGUAGUUCGUGUGGACCAAGAAAAUUCACUAACUUCAUUAACUCUUCAAGACUGUGGUCAAGUUAUGCCCAAUUGUUCAAUGGUAGUUGUUAAAAUGGACGGUAUACCUUAUAUGUGUAAAACUGACGAAGUUGGAGAAAUUUGUAUGGGUGGACUCAGUACGACAACAUGCAAUUACUGGGGACUUCCAGGCUUAUCCAACGCAACAUUCAGAGUUGCACCAAUCGGAGAAGAUGGAAAACCUACAAAUGAUACAAUUGAAUAUACAAGAUCAGGUCUUCUUGGAUUCCUUGGACCUGGUGGACUAGUAUUUGUGUGUGGAUCUCGAGAUGGUCUCAUGACAGUUACUGGACGCAAGCAUAACGCUGACGACAUUAUUGCCACUGUUUUGGCUGUGGAACCAAUGAAAUUUAUAUAUAGAGGAAGAAUCGCUGUAUUUGCUAUACGUGUAUUGCGUGACGAGCGUAUAUGCGUUAUUGCUGAACAACGACCCGAAUGCAGUGAAGAAGAAAGUUUUCAAUGGAUGUCCAGAGUACUUCAAGCAGUCGAUUCCAUUCAUCAAGUUGGGCUGUACUGUUUAGCAUUAGUACCACCUAAUUAUCUUCCCAAGACACCAUUAGGAGGAAUUCAUUUGUCUGAAUGCAAAAGAAGAUUUUUAGAUGGAAAUCUACAUCCGGCUAAUGUACUUAUGUGUCCUCACACAUGUGUUACAAACUUACCUAAGCCACGAGAAGUACAUUCAGUUGGCGGGACUGUUUCAGACGUGGGACCUGCGUCUGUGAUGGUUGGAACAAUAGUGCAAGGUAAUCGUUUGGCUACAGCACAAGGGCGUGAUAUUGGCAUCAUUGAUAUGGAAUCAGAUUCUAACAAAACUUAUCUUUUCAUAUCUGAAAUACUCAAGAUGAGGGCAAUUAGAGAUCCUGAUCAUGUAAUAUUUACUUUGGUGAAUGCAAAAGGCGGUGCAGCUGCCACAUUAACUUGUUCACAGUUACAUAAACGAGCAGAGAAAGUGUCAAACUUGUUGAAUGAACGAGCCAAAGUGAAUACUGGUGAUCAUGUUGCACUUAUCUUCCCUCCAGGAAUUGAUCUCAUAUGUGCAUUUUAUGGUUGUUUGUAUGUCGGUGCUGUUCCUGUGACAAUACGACCCCCUCAUCCACAAAAUCUUCAGACUACUCUACCAACAGUGCGAAUGAUUGUAGAUGUCAGCAAGUCUACAUUAGUCUUAUCUAAUCAAAGUAUCAUAAAACUUCUCAAGUCAAAAGAAGCUAGCAAUGUGGUGGAUGUAAAAUCGUGGCCAGUAAUCUUGGACACUGAUGAUAUGCCAAAGAAAAAAAUUGUACCCACUUACCGAGCACCAACUGCUGAACUUCUAGCUUAUUUGGACUUCAGUGUUUCUACUACUGGAAUGUUAGCUGGAAUUAAAAUGUCACAUGCCGCUGUCACGUCAUUGUGUAGAUCUAUGAAAUUAGCAUGUGAACUUUAUCCAUCAAGACAUAUUGCGUUGUGUUUAGAUCCAUACUGUGGUUUAGGGUUCGCUUUGUGGUGCUUAAGCAGUGUAUAUUCUGGUCAUCAUUCAAUUCUUAUACCUCCAUCUGAAAUUGAAAUAAAUCCUGGUCUAUGGCUCUCAGCUGUUAGCCAAUAUCAAGUUCGAGACACGUUUUGUUCUUAUGGUGUCAUGGAACUGUGUACCAAAGGCUUGGCUUCAUCUGUAGGACUUUUGAAACAACGAGGUGUGAAUUUAGCAUGUGUACGUACAUGUGUUGUAGUCGCCGAAGAAAGACCUCGAAUAAACCUGACAACAUCAUUCUCAAAGUUAUUCUCUGCUCUUGGACUCAGUCCCCGAGCUGUGUCUACCAGUUUUGGAUGUCGUGUGAAUGUAGCCAUAUGUUUGCAAGGAGCGUCCAGUCCAGAACCAUCAUGUGUAUAUGUUGACCUACGAGCCUUAAGAAAUGAUCGAGUUUCCCUGGUGGAACGCGGCAGCCCGCAUUCAUUGUGCUUGCUAGAAUCAGGGAAAUUGUUACCUGGUGUUAAAGUAAUCAUCGCCCAUCCAGACACGAAGGGUCAUUGUGGUGAUUCUCAUCUGGGUGAAAUUUGGGUACAAGCGCCACAUAACGCCAGUGGAUAUUUUAGCGUAUUUGGCAAUGAAAUAUCAGAUGGUGGAAAUGGAUCAGAACAAUUCAAUGCACGACUAGUCACUGGUAGCACAGGCGAAGUUUAUGCUAGAACCGGUUAUCUUGGAUUUUUAAGGCGUACUGAAUCAACAUCGACACCAUCAAGUGUUGCAUUACAUUCAACAGACACUAUUGACAUAAUGUCUCUUAGUGAUUUGUCACUUGCCUCGUCUAACCAAUCCACUCUAAGUAGCAAUGCUACUGCUCCUGCUGAAUUACCAGAGCUUCAUGAUGCCGUUUUUGUGGUUGGUGCUCUGGACGAAACAAUUAUUCUUCGAGGAAUGCGUUAUCAUCCAAUUGAUAUUGAAAAUAGUGUUAUGCGAUGUCAUCGAAAGAUUGCAGAAUGUGCUGUAUUUGCUUGGACUAAUCUCUUAGUAGUUGUGGUUGAGCUGGAUGGCAAUGAGAGCGAAGCACUUGACUUGGUACCAUUAGUGACCAAUGUGGUACUUGAAGAACAUCAUUUAAUUGUUGGCGUUGCUGUAGUAGUUGAUCCAGGCGUGGUGCCAAUAAAUUCGCGCGGUGAAAAACAACGUAUGCAUCUGCGUGAUGGCUUCUUAGCUGAUCAACUUGACCCUAUUUAUGUAGCAUAUAACAUGUGAUCACCUCUAAAUCAAGGGGUCUAGUUUUGUUUUUAGAUAAAUUUAUAGUUGUGAUAUACAAAAUUAUUAUUAUUAUUAUUAUUAUUAUUAUUAUAAAAAUACACGUUAAAUAGAAAUCUUAAUUAUAAUCAAAUUUAAAAAGAGAAAAAAAAAUCCAAAACAGUAGACUAUAUUAUUAUUAUUGAAGUAAUUUCGAUAUAAUAAUUGUAUGAUAGAUGAUUUUAUUUUUGUUAUUUUAAGUUGCCAUAUUGUGCGUCUGAUGGUUGUGAUAAAAUUUCGGGCCACUAUUUCAUCCUUUCAUUCUCCUUUUUUUUCUUUAAUAAUAUAACUGUAUGUAUGACCUAGUCAUAUGUUAAAAACUUAAAGUUUAAAUUUAAAAAAAAAAAGACAUAAUUAUAACAAUUUAACAUCGCGUAGCUAUUUAAUCUUUAUUAUACAUAAUAAACAUUUAUAUAUAUAAAUAUAUGAAUAUUGUGCAAUUUUAAUUGAUAAAAUUAUUUGUGACUAGUAUGCGUGUGUGUGCAUGUAACACACGCAUGUACCAUACACGUCAACCUCACCAUGUCUCAAUGUUUUUGUAAAUAUUAUAAUAAAUUUAGUAUAUAUUUAUAUAAUUAUAUACAUAUUUAUGCAUUGAUGCAUAAGUAACAAUUGUAAAUCAACAGUGAAUCGCGUACACUAUGUAUGAAUGUGCGUUUUGUUUUAUUUAUGAUUUUAGAUUUAUCUUUUCUGUACACAGUAAAUAAUAGAUGCCAAAAUGUGUAUUAGUGCUCAUAAUUUUUGAUUACCUUUAAUAUAUAAUAUAUAAUUGAAACUUUGGUUGUACCUUAAAUGAGUGCAAAUAAGUGUGUGAGUGUUGUGUGUUUUUUUUUUAUGUAUAAAUAAAAAAAAAGAUAAUAAUAAUAUAA